Anisakis simplex (herring worm) is the source of this 327-nucleotide messenger RNA. The record is from the annotation of a GenBank genome assembly. NCBI's taxonomy places the organism in Eukaryota, Metazoa, Nematoda, Chromadorea, Rhabditida, Anisakidae.
AUGGUAAGCCAAAAGCAAGACGUUCCGAAGGAGUUCACUCGUAGCGGAAACACCGAUCAUCAUGGUAAUGUGCAUGUGAUAGCGGAUACGAAGGUGUUUGGCUACGGUACUGCUGGCUUCAGGGCGGACGCUGCUUCACUACCGUUUAUCAUCUACAGAAUGGGUUAUUUGGCCGGACUUCGCGCUAGAUAUUUGAAUAAAGCCAUCGGUGUUAUGAUAACAGCCUCGCACAAUCCCGAGAAUGACAACGGCGUGAAAUUGAUUGAUCCACACGGUGAAAUGCUGGACGCGUGUUGGGAGAAAGCAGCCGACGAAAUUGUCAACUGC